This is a messenger RNA of Lynx canadensis (Canada lynx), 1445 nucleotides long. It is a transcript of the gene MGAT4C, whose product is annotated as MGAT4 family member C. NCBI's taxonomy places the organism in Eukaryota, Metazoa, Chordata, Mammalia, Carnivora, Felidae. Gene Ontology annotation, molecular function: acetylglucosaminyltransferase activity. The record is from RefSeq and is a predicted model, not a curated record. Gene Ontology annotation, biological process: protein N-linked glycosylation.
AUGCUUAAAUUUUAUCAAAUGAAGCAUAUUUUUGAAAUACUGGAUAAAAUGAGAUGCCUGCGAAAACGUUCCACAGUGUCAUUUUUGGGAGUUCUUGUCAUUUUCCUUCUCUUUAUGAACUUGUACAUUGAAGACAGCUAUGUUCUGGAAGGAGACAAACAGCUUAUAAGGGAAACAUCCACACAUCAGCUGAAUUCAGAACGCUAUGUGCAUACUUUCAAAGAUUUAUCGAAUUUCUCAGGAGCCAUCAAUGUCACAUAUCGCUACUUAGCUGCCACACCUUUACAAAGAAAGCGGUUUCUUACCAUUGGACUGUCGUCAGUGAAACGAAAAAAAGGAAACUAUUUACUUGAGACAAUCAAGUCAAUUUUUGAGCAGUCCAGCUACGAAGAGCUGAAGGAAAUUUCAGUGGUGGUUCAUCUAGCAGACUUUAAUUCAUCCUGGCGUGAGGUCAUAGUCCAGGAUAUUACACAGAAAUUUGCCCACCAUAUUAUUGCAGGAAGAUUAGUAGUUAUACAUGCUCCAGAGGAGUAUUACCCAAUCCUGGAUGGCCUUAAAAGAAAUUACAAUGAUCCAGAAGACAGAGUCAGAUUUCGUUCCAAGCAAAAUGUAGAUUAUGCUUUUCUGCUUAAUUUUUGUGCCAAUACUUCAGACUAUUAUGUAAUGCUUGAAGAUGAUGUUCGAUGUUCAAAAAAUUUCUUAACUGCCAUCAAGAAAGUCAUUACAUCCCUUGAAGGAACCUACUGGGUAACUCUUGAGUUCUCUAAGCUUGGCUACAUUGGAAAACUUUAUCAUUCUCAUGAUCUCCCACGUUUGGCACACUUUUUAUUAAUGUUUUAUCAAGAAAUGCCUUGUGAUUGGCUACUGACUCAUUUUCGGGGUCUUUUAGCUCAGAAAAAUGUGAUCCGUUUUAAACCAUCUCUCUUUCAGCACAUGGGUUAUUAUUCAUCAUAUAAAGGGACUGAGAAUAAGCUGAAAGAUGAUGAUUUUGAAGAAGAGUCAUUUGACAUCCCCGAUAACCCUCCUGCAAAUCUGUAUACCAACAUGAAUGUUUUUGAAAAUUAUGAAGCAAGCAAGGCUUAUAGUAGUGUCGAUGAGUACUUUUGGGGAAAACCACCUUCAGCAGGAGACGUCUUUGUGAUUAUAUUUGAAAAUCCAAUUUUAAUUAAAAAAAUUAAAGUGAGUACUGGAACAGAAGACCGGCAAAAUGACAUUUUGCAUCAUGGAGCCCUAGAUGUUGGGGAAAACGUUAUAGAUUUCAAACAAAGUAGACAAUGUGUUACUUACUUAAGACUAGGGGAAUUCAAAAAUGGAAACUUUGAAAUGUCAGAGGUGAAUCAAAAAAUUCCAUUUGAUAUUCAUUGUAUAAGGAUAUAUGUUACCAAGACACAAAAGGAAUGGCUGAUUAUUAGGAGUAUUAGCAUUUGGACUUUUUAGCCAAUUAA